Messenger RNA from Trichoderma asperellum CBS 433.97, 3036 nucleotides. The record is from RefSeq and is a predicted model, not a curated record. Lineage: Eukaryota; Fungi; Ascomycota; Sordariomycetes; Hypocreales; Hypocreaceae.
AUGGCCUCGAAUCCAUUCGAAACAGCUCAGUUCGGCACCGGAGUUCUCGAUCUCUAUCAUGAAAACGCUGCAGUUGUGCGGACCGCUGUUCCUCUUCCUCAGUUGCCUAGCGGUGGAUGCAACUAUGUAGAUUUGACACCAGGCGCCAAUGGAUCACGAUGCGGCUGUCGGCGUUUCUGGUCUUCCCACCCAGGCAGCCCUCUCGUGGAUCAAGCCGGUUGGUGCAUGUGCAACCAUCAUGCGUGCUACCAUGACGAUCGCCCUCGCAACUCCCAGCCUCAACAACAGCCAGCAGAAAUGAUUCAUAUGCCCGCCACUGCGCAGAUUACUGAGAACCUGCAGGCAAUUCAGACACUGGAUGCCAUGAGCCCCGCUCUGGACCUCAUCUCAGCCAAGGAAGCAACGGCGAUGCUUGGGCCCGAGCUCCUCAGCUUCAAUGGAGCCAGCCCAUUGUCCUUUCUACAGAAACCCAUCGACGAGCAUUAUAAUUCUCUGGGGGCUGUUCCCACACCCCAGCAGGCGUCUAGCUCUAUGCCUGAUACUCUAGCCUGGGCUGAUCCUGCACCGCAUACUCAGCCGGAAUCUCCUACAACACUGCCAUCAAUUCCUCCUCAAAGUCUCAUAUCUCAGGCGACCUCCAGCAACUCUUCUGUACACGCCAAGUAUCUAAGGCCCUUUGCCGGAAAAGGUUUGCAUACUCUGAGCAGCAACAAUCCAUCUAUUGUUCCACAACAGUCAAUUGUACACCCCAGCUUGCCAGAGUCACUCUUCCAGCAGAAGACUGAGAGUAUCGAAGAAUCGUUUGUAUUCCUAACUGCGGAUGAGGAAUCUACCCCAAGACCAGACACUGCUACCACUCAAAUUGAACCUCGUGCGGCGGCGGCCGCCGCCGCCGCCGCCGCAUCAUCCGAGGCCAUACCUACUGAGACAUUAAAGAAUCUCACAGACAUAGUUGGCGCUCACUCACAACGACUUGACAAGCUGGAGACCGUCUCUUUCUCGGACAGCGCUCACGAAGAGUGUAGUGACAGAUAUGAAUCAAUGGACCUUCGUGUUAUUGAGCUGGAGAGCAAAAUGGAAGAUAUUGAGAAACGUGUUAUCGACAAUGACAGCACAAAUCGUCAUCCAGAUGACGCCGCCACUCCAAUCGAGGAUACAUCGGUCACCUCCAGUGCCGCCAGCCGCCCAAAUUACUCGCAGGAAGUUUAUAGCCAGCUCCAGUCACUGCAAGCCCAAGUUGACCAACUUCAAUCAGUCAUUCCUUCUUGGAACCAUGCCUGGGAAGUAGAAGUUGUCUUUAUACCCUUUCCGCUCGGAAGGCUAUGGCAGCCUAUUCACCAAUUCAAGGCUGACCCAAAUAUUGAUAAUGAGGAUGACUGGACUCAGCUCCCCAUGACACUUAGCACAUCCAGAUCCCGCGCUCAAUCUCCAUUCUUAGAAGACUGGCCUGCGCAUAACCGUGAGAUAGAGUGGCUCCUGCCUAGGGCGUGCAGCGAUAAGGGCGUCGCAGACUGGCGUCUGAGGAGUCGUGGCCUAGUCAAGAAGAUUGUGGUAAAAGAUUCGGAUGCAAGAAGCGUUAACGUUGCGAUGCUCGCGGCUUUUGGGAAUGUGUUCCGCGACAUGCAGAUGUAUGCCAGACCGCAAAGCCCUCUAUCCAAGGCCUCUAAGUAUAUGGGACUUCGAUCGCCAUGGGUUCCUCUCCGCAAAAUUCAUAAAGACUCACGCCUGCGAUUCUUGGGUCCAGAGGAAAUGCUAACUCCAGCAUUGUGGGACGUCCAGUUCCUAAACUCAGUCAUGAUGAGGUCAUCAGAACCUAGAUUGUUCGUUACUCAUCCUGACGCCUACCUUCAAACCCAUGAAGCGUACGAGUCGUCUUGGACUUGGACAAGAUUACAGGAGAUGCCACCGGCCUAUGAUGUUACAGAAUCGCAGGAGGCACCCGAGGUAGAUCGACUUGAAGAAUGCUGGGCAUGGAAUGAGCAGCUUGACGGACCACUGGCUACGCAGGUCCCUAGCAAAAUUCCCCGUCAAGAAAGACACCGGGUCUCCAUAUCGCCAUCUGUUGAGAUUUUCCCUACCAGUCGUCUUUGGCCGGAACCCACUUCGGCUACUGUCCAUCGCCAAUCAGUAAUAACUAGGAGCAAAGAGUCAGUCCCGCCUUUCCCUAGGACUCCUUCAGCGCCUAUCACUGCCAUAACGCAUCAUACCGCGUCUGGAGCAAUUUCCAAACGGCGACUCUCAUCUCGUGGCCAGAGCCGACGGUCUUCACCGACUAUCCAGAGCCUACCUCAAGCAGGCGUCACAAAGAAACGCCAGACGCGAGAGUCGUCUGGCUACGCACGACACACCCCAAGACCAACCAAGUCACCCUCUCCUGCCCCCUCUGUUUAUCGUGAUCGCCAGCGCAGCCGAAGCGUAACUCCUGGCUGGGGCAUAACACCAGGUCGGGGCACAACCCCCGGUGACUAUGCUACACCACAUAGCAAUGCUCCCCUUCAGGAACUUCGGAUGGAGCGAGAAACCAGCUUUUUCCGCGAACAGUCAGUGGCCAUGGAUGACGCUGACGAUUAUGAAAGUGAGGACAUUGAUAGCUCCAGUUAUAUGGAUGAGGACGACGAAUCAUAUAGCGAUGAGGGACAUGAUGGAGGCGAAGAAAACGGAGAGGAAGGGGAUAUCAGCACCAUAUAUGCACCGCAAGGUUCUCAACUACUUAAAUCAUCCCAAUCUGCUCCUCAGAAUAGCUCACAGCCACAGCAACCUCGUCCUUUGAGCAGAGAUAACCCUUGGCCAGGUGUCGAGGAUCAAGGGUUAAAUAACCAUCCGGAUAUGGAAAAUAUAGCGCCUCAGACAAACAGUCGGCCAGGUGAUGACACUCACCAUUCUGACGGCGAGAAUAUUGAUCCUAACCUCAUGGACGUGGAAGACGAGAGCGAUAACAGCGGACCGUCUGAGUAUCCGAGCACACCGAGAGGGUGGCACAACCAAACAACAAAGGAAUUUGUUAUUCACCGGGAUGACCAGGAUAAAAGAGCUUAA